Molecule: messenger RNA, 411 nt
Organism: Charadrius vociferus (killdeer)
Lineage: Eukaryota; Metazoa; Chordata; Aves; Charadriiformes; Charadriidae
Gene: NATD1
Product: N-acetyltransferase domain containing 1
Exons: 3
Coding region: 1-411 (136 amino acids)
Source: RefSeq, a predicted model, not a curated record
AUGAAGGGACCUGGUCGCCGGACACUGAAUCAAGACGUCCCCGUUCUUCUCCUGUGCCGCAGUCGCCUCGAGAGAGCUUCUAAACAGGAAACUGCUUCAAACCAGAGUGCUCCCCCACCGCCGCUCCUGCGAGUGAGGCCCCUCGGUGACAGUUGCGCCGUCUCUGCUCGACGCUGUUGCCAUGACAAGGCGGUGUUGCUCUACGAAUACGUGGGGAAGCGGAUCGUGGACUUGCAGCACACAGAAGUACCGGAUGCCUACCGAGGGAGAGGGAUAGCCAAGCACCUCGCGAAGGCAGCCCUGGAUUUUGUGGUGGAGGAAGACCUGAAAGCUCACCUGACGUGCUGGUACAUUCAGAAAUACGUCAAGGAGAACCCACUGCCGCAGUACCUGGAACACUUGCAGCCUUAA